AUGUCUACUCCUUCAGCAAUGAAAAAAUCACGAAAACCGAAAACGAACUGCCAGAGAACAUUUACCGCUUGUUGGACAUGUCGUCGAAGAAAUGUUCGAUGCGACAAUGCGGUACCACAUUGCUCGCAGUGUGAGCGAAUGCGAGUUCCUUGCGAAGGCUACGAGAUUCGUCUUGUCUGGGUCGAUACUGCAACCGGAGCUUACGUUCCCCAGCAAAGGCGGGCUUAUCCGUGCGAGUUGACGUGGAAAGGCUAUCCGGAUUGGACGCUGAAACAAGUUGGGCAUCUGAUUGAUGAUUGUGAGCUGAGAGAGUGUCGUUGCAAGAUACAACACAAACUCAACCCGUUUUACACCUUCCUGCAAAAUGAAGGCGCCGAGGUGGACUCUGAUAAUGGGACGAGACUAUCGGAGCUUCCUUCGGGGGAUCAGCUAUACGAGGAAUCUGCCCGUGAUUCCUGUGGUUCUCCAACAAGCGAAGUCAAUUGCCUUAUCAGCGAACGAGACGCUGCCGUCAGCGUUGUUCACAGUGUUGCAACUUCACCUAUUGAUCGGAAUUCUCUGCUCAGUGGAAAAUACGAGACGACUCUCGACAACGGGGACAUAGAACGGAAUCCUUGCUCGAGGGAAACAGCAUUGUCAGUGUCAAUCUCCCGAAAUCCAUCGCAGUCUUUCACGCCGCAUGGAUUUGAAGAGGAAAAUUUUCUGUUUUCGCACUAUGUUUCUCAACUUCCCGGAAAGAUGAUGCCGAUUGACGAUGGCCGUAAUCCAUGGAGGUCAACCUAUCCUUCUAUUGCGGUGCUUGGUGCACAAACAAGUAGCACUGAGGCGUUGUACUAUGCUAUUUUGGCCCAAUCUGCGUACAGCAUAUCAAACCUAAAAGGCCCCAAACGAGGAAAGAAUGAGAAAGCAAUUGCUAUGCGAUUUUCUGGAAAAGCCAUUCAGGAACUCAGGCGGAGCCUGGAAUCCCCAGAGAAAGAGUACUCUAGCGUUCUUGCGGCUUUACUUUCUAUCAUGCUAGCUGAGCAUGUGUUCAAUCACAAUUCUCACGGCUGGCGGAGGCACAUUCGAGGCGCUGUCGGGUUUGUGAGUCAGUAUGUAACUCAGAAACCGUGGAUGUUGUCGCAUGAUGCAUGGAUUAUCACUCAGAACUUUGUGCUGGCUAUUGUCUUGUCGCAAACGGUCUGCAGUGGUACUAUAAACUCACCAGACUACAUUAAGGACAUAGAUGGCAUGGUUGACGAUGUCAUAUCACAACCUAGUUUUGGUUAUACUAUGGGUGGGAAUACGCGUCUGCUUGGGAUGAUUUAUCAGGCUCGCCAAAUCGAUGUACAGUUAGCCAACAUGGGAUAUAAGCCGGGAAUUCAAGGGAUGAAGGAGGAUAUUCUCGUGCAAGUCGAGGAAAUGUUCAGUCAACUUGAAAAGCCGCUUGAUGACGAUGUGGAACUGUACAUGGAACAGCAAGCAUCUAAUUCAGCCCGGACUCGGCAGCUAGUCGAGGUUCAUUUGAAUCUCUUUCAUGGCGGUGUCAUGAUAUACUUCCUGUGCACAGUUUUGCAAAACCCUCCUUCUACAGUUGCUAGGCAGGUCUCAGAAGUCCUUAACAAUACCAUGACUUUUGUCGACACCCACAGUAAAUACGUAUCUGUGUGGCCGGUUUUUAUGGCAAUGGUCGAGGCUUACACGCUCGAAUCACUUGAACUGGCGAAUCGAUACCUUGCAUCCAGCAAUGAAGUUUCAGGGAAUCGAAAGGACAUCGACCGUGUAGUCCGUCAAGUUUGGGCGGAUCGCGAAGAAUUAGCGAGCGCACGACAGUGCAAUUUGGGGGAGAUCUUUGUUGACUGGCGGGACGUUAUGAAGAAACUGAACCUGGACAUUCUGCUCUUGUGA
Messenger RNA from Glarea lozoyensis ATCC 20868, 1887 nucleotides. RefSeq names its product Zn2/Cys6 DNA-binding protein. The transcript has a single exon. Gene Ontology annotation, biological process: positive regulation of transcription by RNA polymerase II. The record is from RefSeq and is a predicted model, not a curated record. Bases 1 to 1887 code for a protein of 628 amino acids. Gene Ontology annotation, molecular function: transcription cis-regulatory region binding; zinc ion binding; DNA-binding transcription factor activity, RNA polymerase II-specific. Gene Ontology annotation, cellular component: nucleus. NCBI's taxonomy places the organism in Eukaryota, Fungi, Ascomycota, Leotiomycetes, Helotiales, Helotiaceae.